AUGAACCCUAUCCCAAGGAUACCUAACGUUUUGAGAUGGAAGGACUACUUGUCUUCUGCAGUCGAUACCUUUUUCAUUGCUUUUUUGGAACCCCUCAAACUGGAUGUUCCAGGAGAAUUCAAUUCUGAUGUUAAAGAUGAGUUAGGUGACAUUAAACCGGAAGUCACCAAAUAUGGUGUGGAAAGACCAUUUACGCCAGAUAUAUCUGGUGUGGCCGCAGAUGUGUCUAACCUAACCGAAGGUUUUCGAUUUGUUGAAUUCAGAGAGGUUGGUGUGGUUGAGUUGUUUUGGAACUGA
This is a messenger RNA of Ogataea philodendri, 297 nucleotides long. RefSeq lists its product as uncharacterized. The record is from RefSeq and is a predicted model, not a curated record. NCBI's taxonomy places the organism in Eukaryota, Fungi, Ascomycota, Pichiomycetes, Pichiales, Pichiaceae. Bases 1 to 297 code for a protein of 98 amino acids. The transcript has 2 exons.